GGAUUAUUCAGUUUGUGAUAGGCAAUUUGCAAGAUAAUAUUGAGAAACAUCUCAGUACAUAUCGAACCUGUGGUCAGUUAACAUUGAAAACUAGAUCCAGCGAAAACUAGAACGCAGGUUACUAGAACAUCAAGGGUAAAAAUGCUCUUCAACCUCAGCAAGAAGAAGCUCUUGCUGUUUUCGACACUUGCGGCUAUCCUUGUGGUGGCGUUAGUCCUAGGCUUGUACUUCGGUCUCCGCAGUGAUGACUCCGAUGAGAAGGAAUAUCUUCCUGGAGCAGCGGUAGUCUCCAAUGGAGACGAAUGCGCCGCAAUCGGUGCAGGUAUUCUGAGGAAGGGCGGCUCGGCAGUCGAUGCAGCGAUCACUCUUAUGAUAUGCGAAGAGCUCACAUCGCCCCAAAGCACAGGAAUCGGUGGUGGAUUUCUGGCUACGGUAUACAACCGGAAGACGGGAGUUGUAGAGACGAUGGAUGCUCGAGAAAUGGCGCCCGCAGCCGCUACAGAAGAUAUGUUUGUAGGUGAUGGGGAUGCUGCUGUAUUGGGAGGGCUGGCGAUCGGCACUCCGGGCGUUAUCAAAGGUUUCUGGGAGCUUCAUGAACGUUACGGAAGCUUACCAUGGAAGGAUUUGUUCGAACCGGUGAUUGAGUUAGCUAGGAAUGGUAUUAGUGUAAAUGAGUUCCUCGUGAGUGCCUUGCAAGCGCAGCGAACAAAUCUACGGACGAUUCCAUCGCUCCGAGAAUUGUUCGUAAAUCCAGACACUGACGACGUGUGGAAACUAGGUGAUAACUUGAAAUACACCGCUUUUGGUGAUACCUUGGAGGUUAUUGCCAACGAGGGAGCUAACGCACUGCAUGCAGCAAAUGGUACAUUAUUGCCGAAGAUCCUAGAGGACUUGAAAAGCUUUGGCAGCAUCAUAACAAAGGAAGACUUCCUGAACUACAAACCACGUUGGCUUCCACCAGCGUACACGAAGCUACACGAAGGAUCAAGCGUCUACAGUAUGCCUCUUCCGGGAAGUGGAUCAAUUGCCAUCAAUAUCCUAAACAUACUCGAUGGCUAUGAAAACCUCCAGGCGGAUGAUCCUCUCACUUGGCAUCGGGUGGUGGAGAGCUUCAAGCAUGCCUACGGACUGCGAACGCGAGUUGGCGAUCCUGAUUUCGUCCCGGAGAUCCAAGAACUGGUACAGAAUCUUACCAGCAAGGAUUUUGCCACGUUGGUACGGGAAAAGAUCGACAGCAAUCGCACGUUCACCGAUUACCAGUACUACGGAGCAGAGUUCUCCGAAGAAGAAGAUCACGGUACGGCUCACAUUUCCGUGUUGGCUCCGAAUGGUGAUGCGGUCGCCAUGACCGGAACCAUCAACACUUACUUCGGAUGCAAACGGCGAUCGCCAUCCACCGGGAUCAUAUUCAACAAUAUCAUGGAUGAUUUCUCGACCCCAGGUGUGAUCAACUCGUUCGGUGUCCCCGCUUCUCCGGCGAAUUACGUGGCACCCGGAAAACGGCCGUUGUCGUCGAUGACACCAACCAUCGUAGUAGAUGCCGAAGGUGAUGUCCGGAUGGUUGUGGGAGGAGCCGGUGGAACACGGAUUACUACCGCUACGGUGCUGUUGGUUCUUCAAAGUGUGUUUUUCGGUCGAGAUCUGGAAGGGGCAAUGAGUGCACCGAGAUUGCAUCACCAGCUAGCGCCGUUGGCAGCCGAUGUGGAGCAGAGUUUUGACCAGGAAGUGAUCAAUGGACUGAGGGAACGAGGUCAUGAAGUGAGAUUGUCGACGGGAAUUGGCACUAUGACUGCUAUCGCUAGAGAACGUGAUAAUAGGGUAACCGCUGCAUUCGACCCAAAGAGAGGAGGUAGUUUUGAGGUUUUGGACUGGUGAAGAUAUGUUUAAAUUAGUUCUUUUUGCUUCGAAAUAAGCAAUGUGAUUGUAGAAUGUUAAUUAAAAUUAUGUACAAAAGCCUA
Messenger RNA from Aedes aegypti (yellow fever mosquito), 1958 nucleotides. Its product is annotated as gamma-glutamyltranspeptidase 1. The record is from RefSeq and is a predicted model, not a curated record. Gene Ontology annotation, molecular function: glutathione gamma-glutamate hydrolase. Lineage: Eukaryota; Metazoa; Arthropoda; Insecta; Diptera; Culicidae. Gene Ontology annotation, cellular component: plasma membrane. Gene Ontology annotation, biological process: glutathione catabolic process. Bases 142 to 1875 code for a protein of 577 amino acids. The transcript has 4 exons.